Miniopterus natalensis is the source of this 853-nucleotide messenger RNA. The record is from RefSeq and is a predicted model, not a curated record. Lineage: Eukaryota; Metazoa; Chordata; Mammalia; Chiroptera; Miniopteridae.
CCUGGACCCCUUCCCGCCUCGAGAAAGAAGGAAGGAAGGAAGGAGCCAAGUCCCCCUCCCAAGGAUGACACUAAACACCCAGCAGGAAGCAAAGACCCCCCUGCGUCGGCGAGCCAGCACUCCACUGCCCCUGUCCUCCCGGGGCCGCCAGCCUGGCCUGUGCACAGCACCUUCCACUUCCACACAAUCCGGACAUCCUCGGCUGGGCCAGUCAGCCUCCCUCAACCCUCCCACCCAGCAACCUUCACCUGCCCCCAGCGGCUGGUCCUCUGAGUCCAGCGACUCUGAGGGCUCCUGGGAGGCCCUCUACCGCGUGGUGCUGCUUGGAGAUCCUGGCGUAGGGAAGACCAGCCUGGCCAGCCUCUUUGCAGGGAAGCAAGAGCGGGAGCUCCAUGAACAUCUGGGAGAAGAUGUGUACGAGAGGACCCUCACAGUGGAUGGAGAGGACACCACACUGCUGGUCAUGGACACCUGGGAGGCGGAGAAACUGGACGAAAGCUGGAGCCAGGAGUCAUGCCUGCAGGUGGGCAGUGCCUACGUCAUCGUGUACUCCAUCGCAGACAGAGGCAGCUUCGAGAGCGCCUCUGAGCUCCGCAUUCAGCUGCGGCGUACACAUCAGGCGGACCAUGUGCCCAUCAUCCUGGUGGGCAACAAGGCGGACCUGGCACGCUGCCGGGAAGUCUCCGUGGAAGAGGGCCGCGCCUGCGCCGUAGUGUUCGACUGCAAGUUCAUCGAGACGUCCGCCACGCUGCAGCACAACGUGGCCGAGCUCUUCGAGGGCGUGGUGCGCCAACUGCGCUUGCGCCGCCGGGACAGCCCCGCCCGGGAAGCCCCCGAUGGACCCCCAAUUUAG